Rhipicephalus microplus (southern cattle tick) is the source of this 848-nucleotide messenger RNA. RefSeq lists its product as uncharacterized. The record is from RefSeq and is a predicted model, not a curated record. Lineage: Eukaryota; Metazoa; Arthropoda; Arachnida; Ixodida; Ixodidae.
AAGAACUGAAUUUCAACUAUGUCUUGCUGGGUAAAUUUCAGGCCGACAGUUUGGAGGAAAGGUUCGGACAGUACCGUCGGCUCUCUGGAACAAAUUAUCACAUAUCAAUACAGCAAGUCUUCGAGUCAGAAAAGAAGCUGAGGCUACAAGACAGUUUGGUUUUGCCCGAUAUGCAGGAAAUACAGAAGCCAUGUGCUAUAACAUUUGACGGAGCUCAACUGGCACAGGAGUACGGUGUUAAGAUAUCAGACUGUGAUAUAAAAAAUAAGGAGCCCAAUUUGGCAGUAAUUACGUACAUUGCAGGAUUUUGUGCACACGCCGCAUUAAAGAAGCUGCCUUGUGAGUAUUGUGCCAUGAAUAUUACAUCUCAGGACUGGGAAAUUCAGCUUGAGAGAAAUGUCCUGAUUGAAAACCUCUCGAGAGACGCUCUGAAGUUUCCCCAGCCGACUGUCAUUAAUGCAGUUCUACACGCCCACAUUGUCUUGGAACAGCUUACCAGCAAAGAGAAUGCCUCACGUUUUCAUGCAACUCCUAAACAGAGGGAGGUCCUUGUGUCUAUCACAAGGCACCUUUGCGAAUGUGAGGAUUUUGAUGUCUGUACCAAUGGUCAUCACCCUGACACUGUGCUGACUAAUAUACUUGUGGCAGCAGCAAACACCCUUCUGAAAAACUACGUUCAGAUGGAGACAGAUAUUUUGAACACUAAAAAACAACGCAGUCACAGCAAAGGAAGCUGCAGAAGUUUUCAAAAUGAACAGGAAGUUUUUGUGCGUUCUAUGUACAUUGCAAAUCGUUGUCGACUGCAGAGCAUCAACGGAGGCUUAUCAAGUGGCCUGCGACCGGUGUGA